Molecule: messenger RNA, 522 nt
Organism: Protopolystoma xenopodis
Lineage: Eukaryota; Metazoa; Platyhelminthes; Monogenea; Polystomatidea; Polystomatidae
Source: the annotation of a GenBank genome assembly
AUGUCCUAUGAAAUGUUUCUUCAACAUGCAGACACCGUUAGUUCAAUUGACCAGAUUGACCUUGUCGUCUGCGACGAGGGCCAUCGAUUAAAGAAUGCUGAAAUCAAAACCACCGCGGCCCUGAAGAAUCUUCCUGCCAAGCGCCGCCUCCUCCUGACUGGAACUCCUAUUCAGAAUAGUCUAGAAGAGCUCUGGUCAUUGGCAGACCUCGUCGCACCUUGUCGUUUAGGUUCCUCGUUCGACCAUUACCGUCGGAACAUUGUAGAACCAUUAACCCGUACUCCCCAAACCAAGGCAUCCUGUUUUCUUCAGGAUUUUAUAUGCGGUAAUUCAUUAGAGCGGGCCAGGAUCGACACGACUCAAGAAUCCUCUGGAAAACAGCUUGAUGAAGAGGUACUAGAGGUCCAGCGACUUCUUUCAGAAGCUCUCUCCACCUUCAUGUUACGUCGUACCUCCGAAAUUAUUGCAUCUUCUCUUCCAGAUAAAUGUGAGCUAAUAUUGCAACUAUCUUCCUAUCUUUAG